Molecule: messenger RNA, 1254 nt
Organism: Phycomyces blakesleeanus NRRL 1555(-)
Lineage: Eukaryota; Fungi; Mucoromycota; Mucoromycetes; Mucorales; Phycomycetaceae
Exons: 2
Coding region: 1-1254 (417 amino acids)
Source: RefSeq, a predicted model, not a curated record
AUGAAUAGGCAAAUUUAUGAAUUUGAGUCCCCAAGCCAUAGACAUCAAAACUCAACUUAUCCAGACAGUGAACAUGACCCCUAUAGAAAGCGAAAGGCAGUCCCAGUUCAUUCUACUCCUUCGGACCGGGAUCCUUUAGAUGGAGCUCAUUCAAGACAAGGUUCAGACAGUAGCACGAGCGGAUUGGCAACAAACGCUGCAAAUGUUGCACUACGACCAAACUACUCUGACUAUGAUACCAACAACACCAAUACCAUCACCAAAAACAUCAAUAAAGGUCCAAACAAAAGUACGAAUGCAAACACACGCAUAAACAUAAACAUCAAUACAAUCAGCACUGAUAUUGACCCCUAUUGUCCAAGUCGAGGUCUCAAAGAAAAAAAACGGCUCUUACCCACCCAAAGAGCAAACUCUUAUCUUCCUUAUUCUCGCCACAACCGUGACCCAUGCCAGCAACCGGCGCCCAUCUACAUCGAAGACAACCCCCCAUGUUUCCCUAUACCUGACAAAGAAGGCGGUGUUGUGUCUAUGCUGCAAGACGACCUCUGCAUCCUUGACAUCAGAGCCCAGCAGGCUGCUCUUAACCAACAACAACAACAAGAUAAAGAAAACGAAAAAGACGGCCAAGACCCACUACAGAAACUUAACCAUCUGCACCCCACAAGCUCUACACUCGAGAAUCUAUUGUUGAGCCGCAAACGACGCAAAUUCUGGAAAAAACGGCGCACACUUGCAGGUCUUGUGGUGUUUCUUAUUGCUGUUGGAGUCACAUGGUAUUUUGUGUGGCCCAGAUUCCCAACCGUCGCAUUGAUAGGUGCAGACGUGACCAACAAAACAGACUGGACCACCAACAGCACUCUGUCGAUGAAAACAUCCUGGCGCCUCAACAUGACCGCCGACAACUCUGCCAAUUGGAUCCACACCCGGUUCACAAACAUUGCCGUCACUCUGACGGAUGUCAAUACGCUCGAGCAGUUUGGACAGGGAGGGUCAGGGCCACUGAUUCUUUCUGGGCGUAAAAAGCAGCCGAUAUCCAUACCUCUCAACAUAUUCUAUUCAACCAACAUGGCCGGAAAUCGCACUUUCCAAGAUCUUUACAAUGCAUGUGGAGUCCAAGUAAGGAAUCCUGUGCCUGCCGAACAACAAGAGACCCUCCAAGUCGUAUUCCACAUCACAUACUCCAUUGUUGGAAUUGCAUGGACAAAAACAGAUACUAUCCAGCCUGUCAAUGGAUUCUCUUGUCCUACAGACUAA